AUGAUUUAAGAUUCUUUAUUUGCUGAAUCCUUUUGGAAUCCAUUUAAAGAUAAAUGGUAAAUGAAUUUGGAUGAUGAAGAAGUAAAUAUUUUUCAUAAAUUUGAAGGAAUAAACAUUUGAUUUGUACUCUGAAAGGGGACUGGAGAGAUUUAGAGUGAUCUAAGAUCAAUUAUUUGCCAAUAGUUAAUAUAUAAAUUUAGUGGAAACAUAUAUUAAUUUAGAUGAGAGAGGAGUAACUCUAUAAAAUAAAUUUGGUUAAAUAAAUAUCAACGGGCCUAANUUCAAUUAUGAAUAGAGUCCAUUUGAAAGUAAUUAAAUAUUAUUUUUAUGA
Messenger RNA from Paramecium sonneborni, 331 nucleotides. The record is from the annotation of a GenBank genome assembly. NCBI's taxonomy places the organism in Eukaryota, Ciliophora, Oligohymenophorea, Peniculida, Parameciidae.